Eruca vesicaria subsp. sativa (arugula) is the source of this 375-nucleotide messenger RNA. The record is from the annotation of a GenBank genome assembly. NCBI's taxonomy places the organism in Eukaryota, Viridiplantae, Streptophyta, Magnoliopsida, Brassicales, Brassicaceae.
AUGAGAAGCGCAUGUCUCGAAGGAAAGUUCCACGUGGCGACUAACAACAACAAGGUGGUUUGUUACAAACGUAAGUGGGAUAUGGCAAACACAGAGAUGAGUUGUUUUUGGUUUGAAGAUUCUUAUUGCGUGAUAGAGAAUGUGUUGUAUUCUUUCGAGGACGGUACCUCAGGAUGGCACGACACUGAGGUAAACAUGUGGAAAGUUUUGGAAGGAGGGCUACCUAAUUUGUUCGUCUCUGUUAGAUUUGCUGAUUAUGGUGGUAAGAUGGUUGUCCCGUGGGACCAGAAUAAGUUCUAUCAUGUCGAGAAGAUGAUGAUUUGGUGUGCUGUGUUUGUGCUUAAAAGGCCGAAGAGUGGUCAAGUUGGGGAGUAG